Hyalella azteca is the source of this 1458-nucleotide messenger RNA. RefSeq lists its product as uncharacterized. The record is from RefSeq and is a predicted model, not a curated record. The transcript has 3 exons. Bases 1 to 1458 code for a protein of 485 amino acids. NCBI's taxonomy places the organism in Eukaryota, Metazoa, Arthropoda, Malacostraca, Amphipoda, Hyalellidae.
AUGAAUAAUAAAGCUAAAAAAUUGAAAAAAUCUUCCGGAUCCAACCUCACAAACACCUUAAACAAUCCUAACGUCAUUUCCAUUCAAAACGACCAAAAACCUGAUCCCAACCCAACCAUAAACCGAAUCAGCGUGAACGCUAACCAGUUCCCCUUUCCAAACGACCACAAAUCUGACCACAACCCAACCAUAAACAGAAUCAGCGUGAACGCAAAUCAAUCCCCCUUUCCAAACGACCAUCCCCAGGCAACCGACUACCUUCCCCCAACCAAGUUCCACCCUAAAAUAUACCGCAAAACCUACCCUGGGGUGAUAGGGUAUCCAGGAUACGACAUGGGUGCACACCACAUCUACUGCGGUCACCACCCUUACCACCAGGGACUUGUUAACAACUCCUGGAGCAGAGAGGGUGCGGCGUUCCAGGUCGGGUCAGAGUGGAUCAGAGCUGAUGAAGUGGCGCUUGUCAUCAUCGUCUUGAUGCUGUGGUUCGGCGCCAUAACGAUGUUCAUUAAUAGAUGGGGUAAACUGCGUAUGCUGGAGCCGUAUCAGCCUGCAUAUUCUGCCCCAGUUUCGGCCGCGGUAAGGCCGGCCAACCUUGCUGGGCCAAACGGCGCCCUUGGCCCACAGGUGGCCGCCACUGGGCCGACAAUCCAAAUCCAAAACCCUCCGGAAUUAACCUUCUGCCGAGCCAAACGCAUCGAGUCCCUUAACUCCUUCCGAGACAAUUUCCGAGAGGGAUACAAAGAUGCCUACAGAUAUUGGGGUACCCCCUCAAAAUCGUUCACAUCUGGUCUCGGGAUCAGCGGCAUGGCUGGGGUCUGGGGGGCUGGAUCUUCCACGCUCGGUAUCGGCAUCGGCAACAUUGGCGGAAGCUUUCAAGAGUACCGGCGAGCUUCAUCCGGCAGCACUUUGGGUCUAGCACCUUCCGGAAGCGGGAUCGUCGAAAAUGGACUGAGGUCAACUGAAAUGUCCUCGUGCCAUGCUAUUGGUCGCAGUCACAGUAUCUCUGGUAGUGCUCACCGUAUCCAUCAGUGUCAUGUUAGUUCCCAGAACGUGUGUGGUGAGAGACAUGGUAGUAACCGGGACUUGUUUAGUGGUGAUCGAUCUGGAAACAAUCGCGAUCCGUGUAGUAGUGACCGGGAUGGUAGCACCCAUAACUUGCUUUGUGGUGACCAUAAAAGCUAUCAUCGACCGCCACCAAUAAUCAACAUCGCAGAUACGAGCAUCACAAUCACCAACACCGACGACGACAGCACCAGCAACAGUAACAGCAGGAACAACAGUGUUAGUGACCUGCGCAACGUUGCUUGUUGUGUUGAUUGUGGUGAUGAAUGCUGUCACCAUCAUCAUCAUCAUCACCGAGGAGGCGAGUUUAGGCCGCUGUCGUCACAAAUUAAAGUACGAAGUGCAGUGGACCUUGUCACGCUCGUCAUGCAAGAGAAGAGGAAUUGUCACUAA